This is a messenger RNA of Saccharomycopsis crataegensis, 1077 nucleotides long. RefSeq names its product twinfilin TWF1 (gene TWF1). Lineage: Eukaryota; Fungi; Ascomycota; Saccharomycetes; Ascoideales; Saccharomycopsidaceae. Gene Ontology annotation, molecular function: actin monomer binding; actin filament binding. The record is from RefSeq and is a predicted model, not a curated record. The transcript has a single exon. Gene Ontology annotation, cellular component: cytoplasm; actin filament. Bases 1 to 1077 code for a protein of 358 amino acids. Gene Ontology annotation, biological process: barbed-end actin filament capping; actin filament depolymerization.
AUGUCAAACCAAUCGGGGAUUACUGCUUCACAAGAUCUUGUGGACUCAUUCAGUCAAUUUAUUAAGGAUACUUCCGGUAACCGGGCGUUGCUUUUGAAGAUUGCCAACGAGACCGUGGUAGUUGAUCAGCAAAUUGCCGGCACGCUGUCAUUUGCCAAUGAUUGGGACCUUGUGGCUUCACAAUUGACCACCACUGAUCCUCGUUAUAUCUUCUAUAAGAACGAUACGGCGCAUCCUAGAUACUUGAUUUUUAUUUCGUAUGUUCCUGAUUACGCGCAAAUCAAAUCGAAGAUGCUUUACGCGAGCACCAAGAGCACGUUGCUCAGACAAUUGGGGAACCAGGAUAUCAUCAAGAAACACUAUCUUGUGAACGAUUUGGACGAGAUAUCUUAUAAAGGGUACCAAGAGCAUGAAAGAAGCGAGAAGUUGGAGGCACCAUUGACUGAGAGCGAGCGGUCGUUGAAGCAGAUCAAUGAAUCGGAGGUCAACACUUUGUUUUUCAACCAAACCGGAUCAUCGUCGACUUCGAUUAAACGCUCAUUGGUGAGAAUGGAUCAUUCUUCUAAUAUGAAGGGGACAAUGAUCGAUGAUGAUGUGUUUGAGAAAUUACUAGGAAAUGGGACUUUUGUCCCAGGGACGCUCGUUUCUACAAAGAUCAAUUCAAAUGAAACGAUAUACUUUGUGGAUUCGUACUCGGGGAUCACUCCUCCAGAAGUUUCACAAGCCAUUGGAAAGGUUGAUGGUCCACAAUUUAGUUUUUACAAGAAUACUUUGAACAAUAUUUUUUUCAUUUAUACAUGUCCUUCGGGCUCCAAGAUUAGAGAUAGAAUGCUUUAUGCGUCAACUAAACAAGGAUUUUUGGCUAAUUUGAAAGAAAAGGGUAUAGUGAUCAAUAAGAUUGUUGAAAUUGGGGAUCCUAUUGAGAUUGAAGUUAGUGAUUUGGAAGAAUCGCAUGCUGCCGCAACAGGUAGUAGCUCUGGUGCCAAUCAACAAGGUGGGGUUGAUACUAGCUCAAUAGCCAGUGUUGUGUCAAGUCAAUUGAAACUCAAUAAACCAAAAGGACCACGUCGUCGUUAG